Messenger RNA from Colletotrichum acutatum, 1995 nucleotides. RefSeq lists its product as uncharacterized. The transcript has a single exon. Gene Ontology annotation, molecular function: FAD binding; oxidoreductase activity. The record is from RefSeq and is a predicted model, not a curated record. Lineage: Eukaryota; Fungi; Ascomycota; Sordariomycetes; Glomerellales; Glomerellaceae. The coding region runs from base 131 to 1648 and encodes 505 amino acids.
ACAGGCUCGGAUACUGAUUACAGACUUGCGUUUUUAAGCCUCACAGCUCAAGUCUUCAAGAUCUCUAUCUUUUGAUCCUUACAUUCGUUUCUUUAUUACCAGGCUGUAUAGACCUGUACAUACUACAGCUAUGGAUUCCACAUUCUCUCUUAGACGCUUAGCCGUCGCUACACUCCUUUGUGCUUCUCCCGCCCUCGUCAGCGCGCAGGCCGAGAACAAGGCCGCCGCUCUUCAGUCUUGCUUGACGACCGCCGGUGUCCGCAACGUCAUCAGCACCGAUGCCACCUGGGCCGAUGAGACCACCGGCUUCCAGAAGCGCAUCAAGGUCGACCCGGCCGCCAUCUCCUUCCCGGAGAACAAGGACCAAGUCGCCCUGUCUCUUGACUGCGCCCGAAAUGCUUCCACUUCGGCGUCUCCCCUCGGCGCCGCCCACUCCUUCCAGGCCUACGGCUUCGGAAACCCGGGCAGUCUGGUGAUUAGCAUGGCCGCUUUUAACUCCGUCUCCUUUGACGCUGCCACCAACCGCCUCACCUACGGCGGUGGUACUCACGUUGGCCCCGUCCUCAAGGACCUCUGGGACAACCACGGCCGUCACUUCCCCCAUGUCCGCGGUGCUCACGUCGGUCUCGCGGGCUCCAGCAUCGGUGGCGGCUACGGCUCUUCUUCUCGCCACCUUGGUACUCCCAUGGACAACCUCGAGUCCGUCGAGUACAUGCUGUACAACGGCACCAUCGUCAACGCCGCUAAGGGUUCUGACCUCUUCUGGGCUGCUCAGGGUGCCGGUGCCUCCUACGGCGUCCUCCUUUCUGUGACCACCAACACCCACAAGCCCCUUUUCGACACCGCCGUCAACUUCACCAUUAACGGCGGCCAGCUUGACUCCACGGCCGCUGCCAAGGCCGUCAUCGCCAUCCAGGACUUCUCUCUCUCCAAGGACUGCCCCGAUGAACUCGCACUCCGCUGGUCCCUCAGCGGCCCCCCUUACACCGGCACCGGCUACUUCUACGGCAACCCCGCCGACUUUGACACUGUUAUCGCGCCCCUCAUCACCGCUCUCAAGGCCAUCGGCGCCAACGGCACCGUCGCGAAGACCGAGCUCCCCUUCUGGGACAUGGAGGUCGCCGUCGCCGGCGCCGGCAUGAACCAGCCCAACGGCGGUACCCUCGGCGGCCGCUCCUUCUACACUCAGGCUCUAACUAUCACCACCGACCACCCCCUGACCGAGGCCCAGGCCAAGACCCUCUACGAGAGCACCACCAUCGCCUUCAACCGCACCGACCUCCGCAAGUCCGGAUUCCUCGACCUCUGGGGCGGUGUCUCUCGCGACAUCGCCGAUGCCGACACCGCCUACGCCCACGGCAAGAACCUCUGGCUCAUCCGCUGGGAGGCCAACUCCGUUGAUGCUACCUCCUACCCGGCCGACGGCACCACCUACAUGAAGGGACUCAUCAAGCCUUUCGAGGAUGCUCUCGUUGCUGGUGGUGCUUCCCUCCGCGGCUUCGUCAACUACGCUGAUACCGAGCUCUCCGAGGCCGAGUGGAGCUCCCGUCUCUACGGCUCCAACUUUGACCGUCUUAAGCAGCUUAAGACUGUCUACGACCCCGAGGGUGUCUUUGUCAACCACAAGCAGGCUAUUCCCCUUCCUUGAGCGGUGGCAGUGAACUUUUCAUGAUUGUUGGAUAUACUUUACUUGGGAAUGGCAGGGACAAAAAUUGACAGGAUACCAUUGGUUUCGACCAAAUCACCAAAGCUUUGAUUUCACUUUUCCAUCGUCUUCCAGAAUAAGUGCCCACAAUUGCUUCCAGUGAUGAGUUUUCAAUUGUAAGCAUACGAUGUCCACGUAACGACUGGAAUUUUGUUCGAGGUCCCUACCUUCCUUUCUAUUAUUCGCAUACUUGUUAGCGAUGAAGUUUCAAAAACUCUCCGUCCAAGGUGUCCAUGCUCCUCAAUAUGAGUCGCGUCUCACGCGCAGCUUGCUGUGUGCGGAGAAGAGCA